AUGUCUCUUACCUUGACAUUGAGAAAAAUCGGCUUUGACACGUUCAAAAUAAAUCUCUUGACUAUUCCACAAAGUGUGCUCCACAGGAUAACAGUGAUAGGACUGGCGUACAUAUCAGAAAUUUAUGUCUCUCACCAUUCCAACCAUGGUGGGCCAAAUACGGGGUCUUCCCUUCUUGAUAUUCAUCCCAUGCUAUCCAGGUUGGCUGGAACUCGCGAAACUCCAAUGCAGUUAGAACAAGGAUCGUAUCUGCAGCGCUGUACAAUAUUUACCGAAAAUGUGAGUUAG
Molecule: messenger RNA, 288 nt
Organism: Paracoccidioides brasiliensis Pb18
Exons: 4
Coding region: 1-288 (95 amino acids)
Source: RefSeq, a predicted model, not a curated record